Messenger RNA from Acanthocheilonema viteae, 381 nucleotides. The record is from the annotation of a GenBank genome assembly. Lineage: Eukaryota; Metazoa; Nematoda; Chromadorea; Rhabditida; Onchocercidae.
AUGGCAUUCAAUCCCGCGGCAGCAGCAGCUGCAUUCAAUGCUCAGUUGCUGGCUGCCUCACAACCGUCAACACCAGUUAAAACGGAACCACCGUCAGCAUUAGUUGGCAAUGUUCCGGUUCCAACCUCAAUAAGCAGUAAUAAUGCUGAUGAAGUUGGUGGUGGCGGUGAUACGACAAGAUUCUUGAAUGCUAGUGGACCAUUGCUAACACCCGGUGGUUUAGCCGGUUUUCCACAUCCGAUGGAACAUGAAGCUGCAUUCAGGGCAGCUAUGGCUCAGGGUGCAUUACCUUUUCCUGCUAUUUAUCCCGGUCUACAUCCUGCAUUAACGUCCUCUAAAGUACCGAAGAAAAUUUUUGCUAGUUCGUUAAUCAUUGUCUAA